Molecule: messenger RNA, 3147 nt
Organism: Plasmodium coatneyi
Lineage: Eukaryota; Apicomplexa; Aconoidasida; Haemosporida; Plasmodiidae
Product: PHIST81
Exons: 2
Coding region: 1-3147 (1048 amino acids)
Source: RefSeq, a predicted model, not a curated record
AUGAAUCGCUGCAAUAUCCCAAUUAUCGUCCUGCCCGGGACUUCAUCUCCUGCUGAUAUUAAGAGAGCCAUCGAUACGAGCAACCAGACUGUAGAAAAAUCCGAUGGAAAGAGGAACAAAUGCAAGAGCAGAAAAAGCUUCGCUGACUUCAAUCUUGCUUCCUUGCCAUACAGAGUGUUGUUCAUCUUUGGCGUUAUCGUUGUGCUGUUACAGAACAACACCACCUCUUCCAGCUUAGGAGUUAGCAGAAAUGGUAGAUCCUUAGGUGAGCACUAUCAUGAUGACCCGUAUGAUGACAGGCAUGAUAAGGAUAAGCGUAAUAUUAUUAUAAAUCCAGCAGCCCCCAUUGAACCCGAUGAUGAUAGGCAUGAUAAACCACAUGAUGACAGGCAUGAUAAACCACAUGAUGACAGGCAUGAUAAACCACAUGAUGACCCCUUUGAUGACAGGCAUGAUAAACCGCAUGAUGACCCCUUUGAUGACAGGCAUGAUAAACCGCAUGAUGACCCCUUUGAUGACAGGCAUGAUAAGGAUAAGCGUAAUAUUAUUAUAAAUCCAGCAGCCCCCAUUGAACCCGAUGAUGAUAGGCAUGAUAAACCACAUGAUGACAGGCAUGAUAAACCACAUGAUGACCCAUUUGAUGACAGGCAUGAUAAACCGCAUGAUGACCCUUUUGAUGACAGGCAUGAUAAGGAUGAUAAGCAUACUAUUCAUAAUAUGAAACCUGAACCUGCAUACGAUGAUGAAAAAGAUGAUAAGAGUAAUGUUAUUAAUGACGAUACACCAUCUCCCGCUAAACCUGAUGAUGAUCCUCAUCACGAUGGAUCUCAUCCCCGCCAGCGUGGACGUCGCGUUGGUGUAACAGGAGCAAUGCCUCAAGGUCCUGGUCGAAGAAGUGAUAGAAGAGGAGACAAAAGGGAAUUAAGAAAUGAUGAUGAACGCAGAAGAGCCGUAGAUGGCAGGAGAGGAAGAGGUGGAUAUGACGAUUAUAAUGGCCCCGAUGGAUUUGAAAGUUAUUAUAACAGACGAUUCGGAAGAGGUGAUGAUGAUCGUGAAAUUAAAUACGAUGAAAGUAAAGAAGAAUUUGAUGAAGAAUUCCAUGGAAAGGAAGGUGACGAACGAACUAUUCAUUAUGCACGAACUCAUAGAAUGAUAGAUGAUGAUAUACCACAUCCCCCUAAUGGACGAAUGAGAAGAGGUGAUGAUGAUCGUGAAAUUAAAUACGAUGAAAGUAAAGAAGAAUUUGAUGAAGAAUUCCAUGGAAAGGAAGGUGAUGAACGAACUAUUCAUUAUGCACGAACUCAUAGAAUGAUAGAUGAUGAUAUACCACAUCCCCCUAAUAGACGACUCAAAAGAGGUGAUGAUGGCCGUGAAAUUAAAUACGCUGAAACUCACAGAGCAUAUGAUGAGGAAUCCCAUGGAAAGGAAGGUGACGAUAGAACCAUUCAUUAUUCAGAAACUAGUAGAAUGAUAGAUGAUGAUAUACCACAUCCCCCUAAUAGACGACUCAAAAGAGGUGAUGAUGGCCGUGAAAUUCAUUAUGCAGAAACUCGAAGAGCAUAUGAUGAUGAAUUCCAUGGAAAGGAAGGUGAUGAUCGAACCUUCCAUUAUUCAGAAACUAGUAGAAUGAUAGAUGAUGAUAUACCACAUCCCCCUAAUAGACGACUCAAAAGAGGUGAUGAUGGCCGUGAAAUUAAAUACGCUGAAACUCACAGAGCAUAUGAUGAGGAAUCCCAUGGAAAGGAAGGUGACGAUAGAACCAUUCAUUAUUCAGAAACUAGAAGAAUGAUAGAUGAUGAUAUACCACAUCCCCCUAAUAGACGAUUCAAAAGAGGUGAUGAUGGCCGUGAAAUUCAUUAUGCAGAAACUCGAAGAGCAUAUGAUGAUGAAUCCCAUGGAAAAGGAGGUGACGAUAGAACCAUUCAUUAUUCAGAAACUAGUAGAAUAAUAGAUGAUGAUAUACCACAUCCCCCUAAUAGACGACUCAAAAGAGGUGAUGAUGGCCGUGAAAUUCAUUAUGCAGAAACUCGAAGAGCAUAUGAUGAUGAAUCCCAUGGAAAGGAAGGUGAUGAUCGAACCUUCCAUUAUUCAGAAACUAGUAGAAUGAUAGAUGAUGAUAUACCACAUCCCCCUAAUAGACGACUCAAAAGAGGUGACGGCCGUUCAGCUGAUUAUGACAGAUUUAAUUCCAUGAGAUAUGAAGGAGAUUUUAACCAAGGCCGUAGAGGUGGAAGAAUGAGAAAUGCAAAUCCUUUUAGUGUCCCAGGAGGUAGAAAAGAUGAUGAUCGCACAUUUCGUAGAGCCGAUGCUAAUAGAAUGAUAGAUGAUGUGAAUGACCCAAGAAAACCCCAUGACUCCAGAUCACCAAAUAGAAAACCUGAAGACGACCCAAGGCAAAUCCACAAUUCUCGUGAAAAUCCUAUGAAACCUGAUGAUAAAUUCUUUGAUGAAGAAAGAUUUGGCCGCCAUGGUGGACCAGGAAAAUUGCCAGAUGGAAGAAACAGACCUCCUAUGAGUGUAGGAUCACAGGGAGAUCAAGGAAGAAGGGAUAAACGAGGACGAGAUGGAAGACUUGAUAUGGAAGGAGACAGGUUCAACUCCAGAGCAGAUUUCAUGAGAAGAUCUCCAGAUGAACGCGGAAGACAAGGAGGCAGAGACAUGUAUGGACGACCCCAUGGUGACGAUGAACGACUCCCAUUCGGAUGCACCCGAGCUGAAUUAGAAGAGCAGAUGACUGAAGAGGAAUUAAACAGCAAAAUCAAAAACUUGAGACCAAAUGCAACCGUCAAGGAGAUGUUCGUUCUGUUCAACCAGAUACUCUCCCUCGAAAGAAAGAAGUUUGUUAAGACGCAAGAGUAUAUUAUGCAAUACUCACAUUAUUUACAGAAGACUCUGGCAUUACCAACCCCAAUCAGAAUGAAGUACUGGUGGAGGGCACACUACAACAUGACCGACGAAUUGAUUAAGAAAGAGAGAGGAGACUUCCAAGAUUUCUAUGCCUUUGUAAACAAGGGACCAUGCCAGAAAUGGGACUUCCUUUACUUCGCCAAUGCCAAGAGAAAGUCGUGGGAUGAACUCAGAGAUUUAAUGAAGAGCGUAUGGAUGGAAAUCUUAACCUACAAGAUGAAGAAACACAGUAAAUUGUAA